ACUUCAAAGACUAUAUAUAUACACCUUAAUUAGCUUUAUUAAAAAAGAAGAAGAGAGAGUCAUCAUAUACUAUGGCAAGUGUCAAGAUAUGGGUUUGCUUCGUUUUGCUUCUACUAUUCGAAUUGACCUCAGUGCACCAGUGUCGAUCUUUGCUCUCAAAAGAGCGACUUUCCGGUUCAAGCCGUGUGAUGAAGAUUAGACGAGAGCUUUCUGAGAGGCUAAAAGAGCUGAAUGCAAGACUAGAAGGCGAAGGGAAGAUCCUUGGCAAUGGUCUUGACUCGAAGCGACUCAGCCCCGGUGGUCCUGACCCAAGGCAUCAUUAACGAAGAGGAGACAAACAGAAUUCUGCAGUUAGUUUUGUCGGGAGAGGUUUUAAUACUACUAGAACUUUUUUGAACUAAACUGUAACCCUGUAGUGUUUCACUGACACCGACUUAUAAACAUUCAAGCUCUAAUCUUCUAAUAUGAAAGAUGUGU
Brassica oleracea var. oleracea is the source of this 477-nucleotide messenger RNA. RefSeq names its product CLAVATA3/ESR (CLE)-related protein 3. The record is from RefSeq and is a predicted model, not a curated record. Lineage: Eukaryota; Viridiplantae; Streptophyta; Magnoliopsida; Brassicales; Brassicaceae. The transcript has a single exon. Bases 72 to 323 code for a protein of 83 amino acids.